Molecule: messenger RNA, 3421 nt
Organism: Siniperca chuatsi (mandarin fish)
Lineage: Eukaryota; Metazoa; Chordata; Actinopteri; Centrarchiformes; Sinipercidae
Gene: sgsm3
Product: small G protein signaling modulator 3
Exons: 21
Coding region: 282-2549 (755 amino acids)
Molecular function (GO): protein binding
Source: RefSeq, a predicted model, not a curated record
ACUACACUUCUCAGGAUGGAAAGGGAAAACAUUAAAGGGCGUAAGGAUACAACGGAGCUACACGUCGCGAGCAGGUGCACAACGCAGGGAAUUCGCAAAUACGAUUUGAAUGAUGGCAUAGCAUAUGGUGUUUAGCCAUUUCCAACGACAAAAGACACGUCCGCCACAAACUAUGACCGCGUGCUUUCACUAGAACAAUGUCACGAGCAAGUACUAUCUGCUGACCUCCUUUUUCCAGAGUGACUGCGGUAUUUGCAUAUAGAAGCCAUUCUACCAACAAAAUGUCAGGUACCUACACACCAGCCCCUGGUGGGCCAUUCUCUGCUCUCACCCCAAGCAUGUGGCCCCAGGACAUUUUGGCCAAGUACCAUCAAAAAGACCCCUCAGAACAGCCUGAACUCCAAUAUGAUGAGUUUGGCUUCAGAGUGGAAACUGAAGAUGGUAGGAAGCCCAGGUCCUGGCUGGGCACUGAAGGCUCACCCCAACGGGAAGACCCCCAGCAGCGAUUGCGCUGGCAAGCCCACUUGGAGUUCACCCACAACCACACAGUGGGUGACCUGACCUGGGAGCUCAUUGAUCCCGUUCUUCCACGCUCUGAGCGUCUGCGUUCCCUGGUGCUAGGUGGCAUACCUCACAGCAUGAGGCCACAGCUAUGGAUGCGUCUGUCUGGAGCACUGCAGAAGAAGAGGACCUCUGAGAUCUCUUACAGAGAAAUCAUUAAGAACAGUUCCAAUGAUGACACCUCCACAGCUAAACAGAUAGAGAAGGACCUGUUACGGACUAUGCCAACCAAUGCGUGUUUCAGUAGUCUGACCAGUGUUGGAGUGCCGAGGCUGAGACGGGUCCUGAGGAGCCUGGCCUGGCUCUACCCAGACAUUGGGUACUGUCAGGGCACUGGCAUGGUGGCUUCCUGUCUGCUGCUCUUUCUUGAGGAGGAGGAUGCACUAUGGAUGAUGUGUGCCCUGAUUGAAGACCUCCUUCCUCCGUCUUACUUUUCCUCCACUUUGCUGGGCGUCCAAACGGACCAGAGGGUUCUCCGCCAGCUCAUUGUUCAGUACCUGCCAGCCCUCGACCGCCUUCUGCAGGAGCAUGACAUAGAGUUGUCGCUUAUCACACUGCAUUGGUUCCUGACAUCAUUUGCAAGUGUGGUGGACAUCCGUCUGCUCCUUAGGAUCUGGGACCUGCUCUUCUACCAGGGCUCAUUGGUGCUCUUUCAGGUCACCCUGGGCAUGCUCAAGAUCAAGGAGCAGGAGCUCAUAUCAUCUGAGAACUCUGCAUCCAUUUUUAAUACUCUGUCGGACUUGCCAAGCCAGCUGAGAGAUGGGCCUGCAGUUCUCGGGGAGGCUAUGAGGCUAGCAGGGACACUAUCCCAGGAAACGCUGGAAGCCUACCGACAUAAGCACCUAGCCUACAUUCUAAAUGAACAGGCACAGCUCAACAAUGGAAACAACACCAAUCUCAACACCAAUCUCAACAAGGUGGUGAGGAGACAGUCGCUGCGCAGGAAGUCCACCCUGAGCUCCCUGCUGUUUGGGGAAGAUGAGGCAGAUGCCCUGAAAUCCAAGAACAUUAAGCAGACAGAGCUGGUGGCAGCCCUGCGAGAGGCCAUAACCCGCACAGCAGAGCACUUCCACUGUCUUGACCCACGUCUCUCUAGCACUGACCUGACUCCUGACUACUCCAUGGAGAGCCACCAGCGGGAUCAUGAAAACUUUCUUGUGGUGUCUCGCACCAGACGGAGACGGGCAAAGGCUUUGCUGGACUUUGAGCGACAUGAUGACGAUGAACUGGGCUUCAGGAAGAAUGACAUCAUCACUAUCAUCUCACAGAAGGAUGAACACUGUUGGGUUGGAGAGCUCAAUGGCCUUAGAGGUUGGUUUCCGGCAAAGUUUGUGGAGAUCCUAGAUGAAAGAAGCAAAGAGUAUUCAUUAGCAGGUGAUGACUCUGUGACAGAGGCAGUGACAGACUUGGCCAGGGGUACACUGUGUCCGGCCCUAAAGGCCAUCUUUCAGCACGGUCUCAAGAAAACAUCUAUACUGGGAGGGCCUUGUCACCCUUGGUUAUUCAUAGAAGAGGCGGCCAGUAGAGAGGUAGAGAGAGACUUCAACUCGGUCUACUCCAGACUGGUGCUGUGUAAAACCUACAGGUUAGAUGAAGAUGGGAAAGUGUUAACACCAGAGGAGCUGCUGUACAGAGCGGUGCAGUCAGUAAACAUGAGCCACGACUCGGCACAUGCUCAAAUGGAUGUCAAGUUUAGGUCUCUUGUCUGUGUCGGCCUCAAUGAGCAGGUGCUGCACCUAUGGUUGGAGGUGUUGUGCUCCAGCAUGGCUGCUGUAGAAAAAUGGUAUCAUCCAUGGUCAUUCCUUCGCAGUCCCGGAUGGGUACAGAUCAAGUGUGAGCUCAGGGUCCUAUCAAAAUUUGCCUUCAGCCUCUCCCAAGAUUGUGAGCUACCUGACAAGAAAGAGGAGAAGGAGCAGAGACCACUGAAAGAGGGAGUGCAGGAUAUGUUGGUGAAACACCACCUCUUCAGCUGGGACAUUGAUGGCUAAACUCUGAGCGAAAAACGGCUGAAUCCUACCCUGUCCCAUGUGUCUGUGUAUAUUUGAUGUCUCGUUACCUGUUUCUUACAGACUGUCAACCACAAAUUAGACACAGCUGUCUGCUAUAGUAAGUGACUACUUUAAAGACCCUAUCUGUCACAUCACCUUUCAGAAUUGGACAAUGGUGACACCCUAAUAAUUACUCAGACUCUCAUGUCAUCAUAAAGGUCGAUCAGUUUGUAUGUGCUAAAGCAUGUGUGCAUUAAGGUGCAUACUUUAUUGUAAUCCAGACCCAGUGUAGGAGGUUGCACUACAUGGUGAAAACUAUAUAUACAAGUAAAAGACUCCUGUAGUACAGAAUAGUCUUUACCUAUGGGACUGGAGCACUCAGUGUCCUAACAGUAAGUAUUUCUUCAGUACUCACUGCUCUGGCCAUUCAGCAUUUCAUAGCUAACUGAGUGCUUUGUUUGUGCAGGAGUGAGACGUAGAGUCCAUUCUCUUGCAUUGGUUGUGUGUCUGUAUACAGCAGCAGGUCAUCGCCACAAUAAACACUGGGCCUUUUAAUAUGGUCCUAAAUUCCACAUAACCCUGUAAAAUCCCAAAUAUUAAGACCAAAACAGAACAUUCCUAAACAUGGAGCUGUAAAGUUACACUAUUUUUGAGAGGAAUGCUACUUACCUCAAUAUCAUGAAUUCCACAGAAUAUUUCAUUAAAUACUAAUGUUGCACAUGCCAAAUAAAGCCUUUUCAAAUUGUAAUACAAGACUAUGGGUAUGUGUGCUACCUUAACAGUGGUCUGUCUGCACUUGUAUGACAUAAUGUAAAUGAAGCAGAUAAAUACUUUUUGUGUUACAAUCUACAUUAAAUGAAUGUUACAUAUAA